Molecule: messenger RNA, 2540 nt
Organism: Staurois parvus
Lineage: Eukaryota; Metazoa; Chordata; Amphibia; Anura; Ranidae
Source: the annotation of a GenBank genome assembly
UUCCGCUUGUGCAGGAAGUCACCACCACGCUGCGUGAGUGGUCCAUCAUAUGGAGGCAACUUUAUGUUCAAGAUAAUCGUGACAUGUUUAACUGCGUCAGAAAUAUGAUCUGUGACCUGGUGGAGUGGAGAUCACAGAUCUUGUCUGGAACGCUGCCACAAGAUGAACUGAAAGAACUCAAAAAGAAAAUAACAGCACGGAUUGAUUAUGGAAACAGGAUACUUGAUUUGGACCUGGUUGUACGAGAUGAGGAUGGAAAUAUACUCGACCCAGAACAGACCAGCACUAUUAGUCUUUUCAGGGCACAUGAAAUAGCUUCCAAGCAAGUUGAAGAAAGGAUUCAGGAAGAAAAGUCUCAGAAACAAAAUGACAUCAACAGACAAGCCAAGUUUGCAGCCACACCCUCGUUUGCUUUGUUUGUUAAUUUAAAAAAUGUAGUAUGUAAGAUCGGGGAGGACGCUGAAGUUCUGAUGUCUCUUUAUGACCCCUCCGAGUGUAAAUUUAUCAGUGAAAACUAUUUGGUGCGCUGGUCAAGCUCGGGCCUGCCAAAAGAUAUUGAGCGGCUGCAUAAUCUACGAGCAGUUUUCACAGAUCUUGGCAGUAAAGACCUGAAUAGAGAAAAGAUAAGUUUUGUAUGUCAGAUUGUAAGAGUCGGGCGCAUGGAAUUAAGGGACAAUAGUACGAGAAAACUUACAUCAGGUCUGAGGAGGCCCUUUGGUGUGGCAGUAAUGGAUGUGACUGACAUAAUUACCGGAAAACUCGAUGACGAGGACAAACAGCAUUUUAUACCUUUUCAGCCGGUGGCAGGAGAGAAUGAUUUCCUGCAGACGGUCAUCAACAAAGUCAUUGCCGCCAAGGAAGUUAACCACAAAGGUCAAGGUCUUUGGGUCACAAUGAAACUGUUGCCUGGUGACAUUCAUCAGAUUCGUAAGGAAUUUCCUCAUCUUGUGGACAGGUCUACAGCUGUUGCUCGGAAAAUGGGAUUCCCUGAAAUUAUCAUGCCAGGUGAUGUACGCAAUGAUAUAUAUGUCACACUGCUCCAGGGCGACUUUGACAGAGGCAACAAAACCACGGCCAAAAACGUGGAAGUCACAGUAUCUGUGUUUGAUGAAGAUGGGAAAAGGUUGGAGAAUGUGAUUUACCCGGGGGCAGGAGAUGAAGCGAUUUCAGAAUACAAAUCUGUGAUAUACUAUCAAGUGAAGCAGCCCCGCUGGUUUGAAACUGUUAAGGUUGCGAUCCCAAUUGAAGAUGUGAAUCGGAGCCAUUUAAGGUUCACGUUUCGCCACAGAUCAUCCCAAGAGUCUAAAGACAAGUCAGAGAAGAUAUUUGCUGUAGCAUUUGUGAAGCUAAUGAGAUACGAUGGAACAACACUAAGAGACGGAGAGCAUGAUCUCAUUGUUUACAAGGCAGAGGCAAAGAAGCUUGAAGAUGCAUCAACAUACCUCGGCCUCCCUGCAACCAAGAUUGAACUGGAGGAGAAAGGACACGCAUCUCUUGGGAAGAGCAUGCAGAAUUUAGGCUGCUGUACCAUCAGCAAAGACUCCUUCCAAAUAUCCACCCUUGUCUGUUCAACUAAACUCACACAGAACGUGGAUUUGUUGGGUCUCCUAAAGUGGCGAUCUAAUACAAACUUACUGCAGCAGAAUUUAUGCCAGUUAAUGAACGUUGAUGGAGGAGAAGUUGUUAAGUUCUUGCAGGACACUUUGGAUGCGCUGUUUAACAUCAUAAUGGAAAACUCUGAUACCGAAACAUAUGAUAUAUUAGUCUUUGAUGCCUUGGUUUUUAUUAUUGGCCUGAUUGCCGAUCGAAAGUUUCAGCACUUCAAUCCUGUCUUGGAGACCUACAUAAAGAAACAUUUCAGUGCAACCUUAGCUUACACAAAACUCACAAAAGUGCUAAAAAACUACGUGGAAAAUGCCGAUAAACCCGGUAUCACAGAACAAGUAUUUAAAGUAAUGAAGGCGCUGGAAUAUAUCUUUAAAUUCAUUGUGCGCUCAAGAAUUUUGUUUAUUCAACUGUAUGAAAACAAAGGAGAGACAGAGUUUAUGGAAUCUCUGCGGCAUCUGUUCAAAUCAAUCAAUGAGAUGACAAGCAGUCAGACCGAUCAAACUGUUAUAGUUAAGGGUGCUGCACUGAAAUAUCUGCCAACUAUUGUAAACGAUGUCAAGCUUGUAUUUGAUCCAAAAGAGUUAAGCAAGUUGUUUACAGACUUCAUUGUGAAUGUUCCAAGAGAACGUCUUGUGCGGCAGAAGCUCUAUUGCCUUAUUGAGAUAAUACACAGUGACCUUUUCAACCAGCUUGAAUGCAGAGACAUCCUCCUUCCCAUGAUGACCGAUCAGCUGAAGCAUCACUUGGAAAGACAGGAGGAGCCCGAGGCCUGUUGUCAGCUGCUGAGCAACAUUUUGGAAGUGCUUUACAGAAAAGAUGUGGGUCCAACACAACGUCAUGUUCAGAUUAUCAUGGAAAAACUUCUGAGAACAGUAAACCGUACUGUAAUAUCUAUGGGAAGAGAUUCAGAGCUCAUUGUAAGUGACUUUUCC